CAUAGAGCCAACCUCUCUGAGACUCGAACUCCGAAGAAGAAAAAAGCUUAACCGCUUUCUCUUCUUCGAUUUUCUUUGACUCAUCCGCAGGUUUCUGGGCUUCAAAGAUCAGCGGAAUUGAUAUCCAUAUUCACUGAAACUCAAAUGUGAAACAUCAAAUUACGAGGUUUUAGAGUCUGGGAGUUCUUUAUGACUGCAGAGUAAGAGAUGGAAAAAAUUUGUGAAUUCUGCACAGCAUUGAGGCCAGUUGUAUAUUGUAAGGCCGAUGCAGCAUAUCUUUGCCUUUCCUGCGAUGCAAAGGUCCAUUCAGCCAAUGCACUUUCCAGUCGACAUCUGCGAAGCAUCCUAUGUGACUUGUGCAGGUACCGCCCAGCUUAUGUUCGGUGUACAGAUCACCGAUUGUUCAUGUGUCGCAGCUGUGACCGAAGCCAGCAUGAUGGCUCUUACCAGCAUCAGAAACAGGUAAUCAGCAGCUACGUGGGAUGCCCUACUGCUAAGGAUUUUGCAUCGUUGUGGGGUUUUGAACUAAAUGAAGCAGGCAGUAGUACUAGUCAAUAUUCACUUGUGUCAACUUCACGUGGUUCUGGGGAUUCCACCGUUGUAAAUUUGGAUAUUCCAGGACAAUCUAGCUCACAAAGUGGAGGCCUCUCAGUUUCAUCUAGAUUGAAUUGUGCAACCCUAGUCUCCGGAGCAGAAUCUGAAGUGGGAUCAAGCCGUCAACAAAGUAAGGUACAUAAAGUUAGACAGCAGCACACUAGCUAUAUUCUUCAACAGAUUCUUGACUUGAAAAGGCUGCAGAUCACUGAUGAGUCUAACCUUUCGCCUUUAAUACGUGACCAAGAACAACUUGACAUAUCUUCUUCAACACAUGCUCCAGAGAAGUUCAAUGAAAAUAUUGAUCAGCAUUUACAACAUUCCCAGGAUCUUAGCACUGAUCCUCAACAAAUGGACGAUUCACUUCAGGAGCUGAAAGCAGACACUUUGCCAUUCACAUUUUCUCAACAGGAGCAUUUGCCUUCAUCUUCAAAUAUUGGGCUUCCUUUGCAUGGAGAAUCCUUCUGGCAAUAUAAAAGUCCAGUUCAAAGUAGUCAGCUGUGGCCUCAAAUUAUACAAGACCUCGGGGUUUGUGAAGAACUUGUUUGUGAUGAUGAUUUCAACAUACCUGAUGUUGAUUUAACAUUCCUAAACUUUGAAGAACUAUUUGGAGGUGAUCAACUAUUUGGGGGUGAUCAAGAUCCAAUCAGGGCUAUGCAUGAUGAUAACGACGACAUGUGCUCUUCCUUAGAGAAGGAUUUGUCCCUUGACACCUCAGAUAACAGGCAUGCAAGUGCUAUGGAGGAUGCCUCGGUGGCUUCUUCUGUUCACAUCACUCCGUCGGCUCAUAUGGACAAAUACAUAGGUCCUUCCGACAAAGUUCAUAACCCUCCUGGAAGCGCGGAUUGUCCUCGUCCAAUUCGACCAUCAUAUUCAACUUUGUCAUUCUCUCUUUCGAGGUUUAGUGCGGAGAGCAGUGGUACUGAUUGUCUUGAUAGCGGAAUUUCUCCUUUCAUUACAGGAGGGGAACCUUCAUAUAAUUCACCUUACCUUGAGGGUGCACAUCUGGAGGCCAGAGAAAUUGCCAUGAUGAGGUACAAAGAGAAGAGGAAGUCUCGACUGCAUGAAAACAAAAUUCGUUACCCCUCUCGGAAAGUUAGAGCUGAUAUUCGGAAGCGGGUAAAAGGAAGAUUUGUGAAGACAGAGGGCUAUGACUCUGAUGGUAUUGAUGUGACAAGAAGCUGUUAGCUUUGCAUCUUGGAGUUGUACAUAUUUCAAUUCUGGAGUGAAAUAGCCCCCAUGGGGCACUCAUGUUUAUUAGCUUCAAUUCGACACAUUCGUGGCACUCAUGUUUAUGGCUUUAAUUCAACCAAUUCUUUCAAUCCCAUGUAUGUGUAUAGUCUGUGCUCAAGUUCUAUCAGAGAGGCAAAAAGUCUCAAAUGCUUUGUAUUGAUGAAAGUUCUUUAUGCGUCUGUAGAGAAGAGAUUCUGGGAGAAUAAUUUCCCUAAAACUUCAGUUGAGUCCCUGUAUAAGUUUCUACUGAUUGUACGUAACAAUCUCUUCAUUCCCUGUUAUGAAAAAUUAGUGAACUGUCACUU
Messenger RNA from Corylus avellana, 2132 nucleotides. It is a transcript of the gene BBX27, whose product is annotated as B-box zinc finger family protein. Lineage: Eukaryota; Viridiplantae; Streptophyta; Magnoliopsida; Fagales; Betulaceae. Gene Ontology annotation, molecular function: zinc ion binding; protein binding. The record is from RefSeq and is a predicted model, not a curated record.